AUAAAAAACAGAUAAAUCUAUUUUGUAAGUAUUAUAUUACUCACCAAUCACCAUUGCCGUCCAACCAAAGCUAGAAAAUUAUAAAAUUAAAUUCCAACUCUAGAAGCAUGGCAACGAUUCCUCUGUUUUACGCUUCAUUACUCUGCUUUCUCUUCAUUUUCCAUCUUUCAGAAGCUCAGUCAUUUAUCGGAGUUAAUUACGGCCAAGUGGCGGAUAAUCUUCCGGCACCGGAGGUGACCGCUAAGCUACUACAGUCAACUACAAUCGAAAAGGUCCGGUUGUACGGGUCUGACCCGUCCAUCAUCAAGGCUCUAGCGAAUACCGGCAUCGGAAUCAUGAUCGGGCUGGCAAAUGCCGACAUUCCGGCGAUGGCCACCGACCCCGGAUUUUCGGAGAGAUGGAUACGUUCAAAUGUGCUUCCUUUCUACCCGGAGAGUGUCAUCACGACCAUCAACGUCGGGAAUGAGAUCCUCUACUCCGGCGACCGGAAUCUGAUCGCGCAGCUCUUGCCGGCGAUGCAGAAUCUGCAGAAUGAGCUUAACUCGGCCUCAAUCGGAGGGAAAGUGAAGGUGUCCACGGUUCAUGGGAUGUCUAUGCUGAUAUCGUCGGAGCCGCCGUCGUCCGGGAGGUUUGACCCGGCGGUAAUUGAGUCUCUGAAAGAGCUGCUGAGCUUCUGUAAGGCCACCGGCUCUCCUUUCCUCAUCAACCCUUACCCCUUUUUCGCUUACCGGAGUGACCCCCGGCCGGAAACGUUAGACUUCUGUCUCUUCCGGUCCAGCUGCGGCCGUUACGAUCCCGGCUCAAAUAUAAACUACAUGAACAUGUUCGAUGCGCAGUUGGAUGCGGUAAGAACGGCGUUGAAUGUGAUUGGGUUUAAAGAAGUGGAGAUAGUGGUUGCGGAAACAGGGUGGCCAUACAAGGGUGACGAGAACGAGGUUGGUCCUAGCCUAGACAACGCCAAGGCAUAUGCUGGUAACUUGAUUUCUCACUUGAGAUCUAUGGUAGGAACCCCAUUGAUUCCUGGAAAAUCUGUCGACACUUAUCUCUUUGCAUUGUACGAUGAAAACCUUAAGCCUGGACCUACUUUUGAAAGGUUCUUCGGGCUCUUCAGCCCUAAUUCAUCCAUGAGCUACGAUGCUGGACUCUCAAAGUCAUCCACUCAUGAGUUCACGAUAGUGCCGCCGUGAAGAUGAAAGACUGAUUGGAGAAAGACAGUUCGUCUGUCGUCUGGGAAGAGAGAUCUCUUGGCCUGUCGUCUUCUGGAGACUGGAGUAAACCUUGCUCCGCAUGGCCUCAUCCUGGAGUAAAGCAACGACGAUCAUUGGUCGUUGGCCAAGCAUGAGGAACGUUGAAUUGGAGAGGGAAAUUUAUGAUUAACCCUUUCUGAUUUGAUCAUAAUUACUAGUACAAUCUUGUAAUUUUGGAUUCCAGCUAUAUAUCCCUUGGACUUUGAUUCUAUUUGUUGUCUUCCCCUUCCAUCAAAUCCUAUUAAGAAAAUAAACGACUCAAUAACAAACAUCGUUAAAUAGACACUGUUUUGACCAAUAUACCCUUAUUAUUGAUUUUUG
This is a messenger RNA of Cuscuta epithymum, 1568 nucleotides long. The record is from the annotation of a GenBank genome assembly. Lineage: Eukaryota; Viridiplantae; Streptophyta; Magnoliopsida; Solanales; Convolvulaceae.